Austrofundulus limnaeus is the source of this 1447-nucleotide messenger RNA. Its product is annotated as von Willebrand factor A domain-containing protein DDB_G0286969. Lineage: Eukaryota; Metazoa; Chordata; Actinopteri; Cyprinodontiformes; Rivulidae. The record is from RefSeq and is a predicted model, not a curated record.
ACUCUGAGUCCUGAUCCANUCCAGAAGAAGCCCAUCAAACAACCAAAGACCACCGUCCAGAAGAAGCCCAUCAAACAGCUGAAGACCACCGUCCAGAGGAACCCCAUCAAACAACCAAAGAUCACCGUCCAGAAGAACUCCAAACAGCUGAAGACCACCAUCCAGAAGAACUCCAUCAAACAGCUGAAGACCUCCGUCCAGAAGAACUCCAUCAAACAGCUGAAGACCACCGUCCAGAAGAAGCCCAUCAAACAACCAAAGAUCACCGUCCAGAAGAACUCCAUCAAACAGCUGAAGACCACCGUCCAGAAGAACUCCAUCAAACAGCUGAAGACCACCGUCCAGAAGAACUCCAUCAAACAGCUGAAGACCACCAUCCAGAAGAAGCCCAUCCAACAGCUGAAGACCACCGUCCAGAAGAAGCCCAUCCAACAGCUGAAGACCACCGUCCAGAAGAAGCCCAUCCAACAGCUGAAGACCACCGUCCAGAAGAAGCCCAUCAAACAACCAAAGACCACCGUCCAGAAGAAGCCCAUCAAACAGCCGAAGACCACCAUCCAGAAGAAGUCCAUCAAACAACCAAAGACCACCGUCCAGAAGAAGCCCAUCAAACAACCAAAGACCACCAUCCAGAAGAAGCCCAUCAAACAACCAAAGACCACCGUCCAGAAGAAGCCCAUCAAAGAACCAAAGACCACCAUCCAGAAGAUCUCCAUCAAACAGCUGAAGACCACCAUCCAGAAGAAGCCCAUCAAAGAGUUGAAGACCACCGUCCAGAAGAAGCCCAUCAAACAGCUGAAGACCACCGUCCAGAAGAAGCCCAUCAAACAGCUGAAGACCACCGUCCAGAGGAACUCCAUCAAACAGCUGAAGACCAUCGUCCAGAAGAAGCCCAUCCAACAGCUGAAGACCAUCGUCCAGAAGAAGCCCAUCAAACAGCUGAAGACCACCGUCCAGAAGAAGCCCAUCAAACAGCUGAAGAACACCGUCCAGAGGAACUCCAUCAAACAGCUGAAGACCACCGUCCAGAGGAACUCCAUCAAACAGCUGAAGACCACCAGUAAAGAUGGAGAAGCUGUAGUUGGUAAAGUAGUGAAGAAAUCUUCUCUGUGUACUUCUACAAGCAGAGACAAAGAGGUGAAGGACUUCUUUAACCUGGGCCUGGCUGAUCAGAGUGACUCCAUCAGGGUCAUGGUGUACGGGAAGAAGAAGUAUAAAUACUUCAGAGUGGGUUCAUCUUACUCAUUCAGAAAUAUAAUACUACAGUAUGUAAGGAAUCAAAUUACCAUGAAAGUUACUGAAGUAACAAAAACAAGGAAGAUAAAGCAGCUGGACGUUCCCAAAGACCUGGAGCUGAGAGCUCAGAACCUGCUUUAUGAAAAGGUUUAGUGGACAAUCAGGAGCUGUGGCAACAUGGCUGCCUUUUUCACUUUAACUGCUUUUAGAA